This is a messenger RNA of Ctenocephalides felis (cat flea), 3653 nucleotides long. Its product is annotated as type I inositol 3,4-bisphosphate 4-phosphatase-like. Lineage: Eukaryota; Metazoa; Arthropoda; Insecta; Siphonaptera; Pulicidae. Gene Ontology annotation, cellular component: cytoplasm. Gene Ontology annotation, molecular function: phosphatidylinositol-3,4-bisphosphate 4-phosphatase activity. The transcript has a single exon. The record is from RefSeq and is a predicted model, not a curated record. Bases 189 to 3638 code for a protein of 1149 amino acids.
GUAUUAUUUUACUUAAAAAAUGUGAGCUUUUCGGUUCGCCUGUAGUUUUUUACGGCCCGACCUUUUGGUUGAACUCGAUGUAAUGUUGCAAGCGAUGUAUUUUACUGAUGUUAAUUUCAAAUAAGCUGUUGUCAAACACCAUUCAUAAUGCCCUGUGAAGAAAGUGGGUCAUCAACAACUGUGUCGGAAUGAGGUUUAACAAAACAGAAUUGGAAGCUUUGGCUGUUCAGCCUUCGCACCGAUUCGACAGGGAGGGUGUCCUGUUCCUCAGGGAAAAGCAAGAGGGAUUCUUUCGAAGAAAUGACGGUCCUGAUUAUAUUUCAGAGCAAAAGGAUAAACGCAAAUCGAAUCGUUUGAGUUGCGUAGGUGCCGGGAGCAAGGUUUUGCAGGGUAGAUGGUGCCGUUUACGUGGCAAUCUUCUGUUUUAUUUAAGAGACGCAGAGCCCUGGUCGGAGGCUGCUGGGUUAUUAGUGCUAGAACACUGUACGGCAAGCGAGGAGCCCCCUGAUGCCAGUGGCUUAUGGCCGUUUUCUCUAACAUACGAAGGAGGUAUAAGUCAACGUAUGGCAGCUGCUACAGAAAAUGAUCGUACGUCAUGGCUCAAAGCUUUGCAGUCGGCAAGCUAUAAUUGUAUGAGAACUAAGUUAAAUAAUUUACAAGCGCAGCUGCAAAAUCACUCCAAAGGGAAUUCCGCUAGCAGAACAUUGGAACUCAAAAUAUGGAGGAAUAAGAAAGUAACGUCUGUGGAUUUAUAUGAAUCCCCUUUGUGUGAAAUAUGCAUGAGUUGUGAUAACUUGUUAUGUGAUGGCCAUGGCCGACCACCCAGUGUUUUUGUUGAAUUACGUGUCUUGACCAGUGACUUAUGGAUUAAAUAUGGGAGAACAGAGAUUAUUCAAAGAAGUAGUAAUCCAUGCUUUUUAUCGACAAUUAAUUUGUACUCUAGCGAUGGCUUGGACACAUCUUCCAAAUUGCAAUUUACUGUAUUUGAUAUUUAUGAAAGGAUGUCUAAUACUGCAACUUUUCUUGGAUCUUCCACAGUUGUACUUGGAAAUAUAAUGGAAGCUAAUAAGGUUCGAAUACCAUUGAAAUGUUCUAGCGGGAGUACUUGUGGUUUUAUAACUAUUGUAGUAUCCAUUCCUGAGGUUGAACACAAGACGCCAGGAUCUCCAGCUAUAUCUGCCCCAGUGCAAAAUACUAUUCACCAUAGAAGGUCACAUUCUUUGCCGCCCAGGCUAAUACGAAAGCAGUGUUUUCCAUCACAAGCAAAUCUACAAACUCUAUUUUCAAAUGCUUGCUUGCACACAUAUCGUAUGCAUUCUGGACUGGGUGGUGAAAUAUGUGUCGUAGAAAUAAUGUUAGAAAGUAAAUUGUGUUUUGCUCUUCCUCAACAACUUCUCAGUUUAUGGAUAGAGCAUGAGAAGGAACUUCUGCAAGAAGUAUCUGCUAUGGGAGAACUUGGUGGUGCUUGGCGAAAUCCACAAAUUCAAUUACUUGACAGGCAUUUACAUCUUUUACAGAAGUAUUCUCAAGCGAAACAGCAUUUGCAGCUUCAGCUACAAAAAUCUACAGAUAACAAUACCUCACAUUAUAAACCUAGUUCAUCAAAAUUUGAACCGGCACUAGAGUUUGCCCCAACUAAUUUGCACCUGCAACGCAUGUGGGCACAUAAUGAUACAUUGGGAAGAGGGGCUAUAAAUGAUAUAGUUACUGUUGGCGCAUUUGCAUCGCUUUGCAACUCAUCGAAAACAGGAGGUCUUGUAUGUUUAGUUCAACAGUUAAAGCAGCUGCCAGAAAAAGAUUUAGAUAAUUCCUGUAAAGUUGAUGCAGCUAAUAAUGCUAUUCAAGCUAUUAAACAACUUAGAAGGCAGCUGGUAGAUUGUAUGAUUCAAUUAUUAGCUUUAGCUAAGACUAAACAAUCUAGUGGUAUGAUGCCUCUAUGUGAAGAUAUGAUUAAUCGAUCUAAAAGCUUGCUAACAAUUUGGGACGCCGGUUUUGUUGAAGAAGCUCUCCGGUUCAUUGACGCACAAAAAGUUGUUCCAGACAAAACAUCUGAAAACGAUUCUGGUUUUAUAGAAGCAAAAUCACCGUCGGAGCUUUCUCCAUUUCGACGUAUAACACAACAAUUUGAUAAUUUAGAAAUUGCAUCACCUGAUCUUGAAGACUUCUCCAGCCCUCAUUUACCUUCUAAACAGUGGCCUAUUACAGAAGAAUUGCAACAACCAUCUUUGACUUUUAACGAAACACAUUUUGAUAUCAACGGCACUAUUGACAAAGUAAUUUCAAGAAAGCAGUGCCAAAUGAUAUCGAAAUCAAGUGUGGAUAGCGUUCUAUCAUCGCCUGCUUCAAAUUAUUACAAACCUACCGAAGAACCUGAACCAUGGGACUUAACACAGCUAAACAUUGAGGCAAGCAUUAUGUGUUUAGUUAGCAAAGUGAAAUUUUUAUGCGGCCGAUGUGGGAGCCCUGCCAUAAGGUUGAAGACACAAAGACAAUCAGCUAGGAUGCGCUUGGCUAACUCACAAAAUGAUAAAGAUAGUAAUGGUUCGAUUGAAUCGACGACGCCAAAACCUACGCCCAGAGGCAAUAAGUUUACCGACGGUCUUGAUUUAUCUACAACGAAUGAUUGGGUGGGCGAGCUCAGGCCUUCGAUGCGUAAAUUAAGACAGGCAAUGGACGGAUAUCUAAAAACAGCUCGAUUGACCCAUUCUGUUUUUAGAUUGCAACAAAACCCACGGGCUGCACGGAAAAGUGCAUCCUUGCAACUGAGGAGGGAUAUUUGUUUUUCCCAAGCUUUGACAUCCUUAGUUACAGGUAUGUGUGCCAGACUGUGGGGAGGCCCCAUAGAUAAUGACUUUAUGCACAUUUUGUCCACUAUCGGCGCUUUUGCUAGUUUUGAAGGUUUGCUUACAUUACAUGGUUCAGAACUCGAUAUGUGGGGUGACAUGAUUGUCGCUAUAGAGGAUUUAACCACAGUAACUUUCAGGCUAGAAGGAGUUCAGAGUAUGAAACUAGGAGGAGUCAUACCUCAUAUUACUGGAAGUCGAACAAAUUUAACAGUCACAAUUCCUGCACCGAAUCAUGCAAUCUCUAAGCAACCAGUAGUUUUCAAAGUAACUCCAGUAUUCUUCAACGUUGGUAUAAAUGAAAAAGUUACUCUGGCAGAAGCUUUGGGGCAAAGUGUUCAACAACGAAAAUCAAAUUUGGAUAACUACAGUCGAUUAGUAUCUUAUUAUCAGCAAUACCAAAAAAUUACCGCGUGUCCAGGAGUACAAAGUUUAGUAGAUAAAUUAAAAAUAUGUCUUCACAACUCAGGAAGUAAGAAUGUAGAAAUUUUGCAUCUAGCUGGUGAUAUAUGUCGUAAUAUACGCGGGUUUAGAUUCACCAGUUGCAAAAGUGCUAAAGACAGAACAGGCAUGUCUGUCACUUUAGAACAAUGCAGAAUAUUAUCCCAAGAUUUUCAUCUGUCUUCUCAGGAGUUUCCUAAGGCCUUAAAUGCAAUGCGAAGCCAAGGCUGCAGAAUAGAUAAUACCUACAAAAAUAUCAAUGUUAGAAAAUAUGCUUUUAACAGUUUACAAGUGUUAGCGCUUCCUCUGGCUUACCGGCCCCCAGUUGGCACAUACGGAUCAUUACAAACGUGAUGUGUUUUAAAAAUC